ACCGGGGUCAGAAAACAACUGAUUGCUACUUGCUAGGCAAAAUAAAAUUAAGAAAAAUUGUGUUUAAAACAGAAAUAUAUUUCUGAUACAUAAAUAAUCAUAAUUUUUUUUUUCAAAAUAUGCUCACUGGGCCACCACCGUCCGCCACCAGUCAUCAUCACACCUAGAAAACAACAAACAAAUAACAAUAACAAUCGACCAGAUCGUACGUCGCCUGGCGUGCGUGAUAUUGAAAAAAAAUUAAAAUUUCCCAAGUACAAAAUACCUAAAUUUUUAUCAAAAUUGUCUUGCUGUUGAAUUCUAUUGAAAUAAGCUGUUGCGAUGGACUCGGAUGAAGAUGCAUUGAACGAUAUAGACUCUGGAAAUGAAUCAAGCGGAGAUGAUGUGGAUUUUGCAAUGGAGGUUGAUGUGCGGCACGAACGUGAAAAAAACCAAGACAUUGAUGAUUUUCCCUUUGAAGUUUUGUCCACAGACAAUAUUGUUCAACACAUGAUUGAUUGCAUCAAAGACGUGAAUACUGUGCUUCAAAUGCCUGCUACAACAACUCGCAUUUUAUUGAAUCAUUUUAAAUGGGACAAAGAAAAGUUAAUGGAACGGUUUUAUGAUGGCGACCAAGAUAAAUUAUUCUCCGAAGCUAGAGUAAUAAAUCCAUUUAAGAGAACUCAACCGAUUAUACAAAGGCCAACAUCUACACGCAGUAGAGGUACUCCUGGAAUGGAAGAUUGUGCUAUUUGCUUUGUAAGGCUUCCAAACAAUAUGAUGACUGGGUUAGAAUGUAAUCAUCGAUUUUGCACACAGUGUUGGACUGAAUAUUUAACAACAAAAAUUAUUGAAGAAGGUGUUGGUCAAACAAUUGCAUGCGCAGCAAGUGGUUGUGAUAUAUUAGUAGAUGAUGCCACUGUUAUGCGAUUAGUCAGAGAUCCAAAAGUUCGAAUGAAAUAUCAACAUCUGAUUACCAAUAGUUUUGUUGAAUGUAACAGGCUAUUACGUUGGUGUCCAUCACCCGACUGCAAUAAUGUUAUUAAAGCCCAAUAUAUUGAUUCAAAACCAGUGAUCUGUCGAUGUUUGCAUGUAUUUUGUUUUGUGUGUGGAGAAAAUUGGCAUGAUCCUGUUAAAUGUAAUUUAUUAAGGAAGUGGAUCAAAAAGUGUGAUGAUGAUUCAGAAACUUCAAAUUGGAUAGCAGCUAAUACUAAAGAAUGUCCUAAAUGUAAUGUAACUAUAGAAAAAGAUGGUGGUUGCAACCAUAUGGUUUGUAAAAAUCAAAAUUGCAAAACUGACUUUUGUUGGGUAUGCCUUGGCCCAUGGGAACCUCAUGGAUCUUCAUGGUAUAAUUGUAAUCGGUAUGAUGAAGAAGAAGCUAAAGCUGCCAGAGAUGCUCAAGAAAGAUCCAGAGCCGCAUUACAGAGGUAUCUUUUCUACUGUAACCGUUACAUGAAUCAUAUGCAAUCACUUAAGUUUGAACACAAGCUUUAUGCUAGCGUUAAAGAAAAAAUGGAAGAAAUGCAACAACAUAAUAUGUCAUGGAUUGAGGUACAAUUUUUAAAAAAAGCUGUCGAUAUAUUAUGUCAAUGUAGACAAACACUCAUGUACACGUAUGUGUUUGCAUACUAUUUGAAGAAAAAUAAUCAAUCAGUUCUUUUUGAGGAUAACCAACGAGACUUGGAAAGUGCUACAGAAACUCUGUCAGAAUAUUUAGAGAGAGAUAUCACUUCAGAAAAUUUAGCCGACAUCAAGCAGAAAGUUCAAGAUAAAUAUCGUUACUGUGAAAGUCGGCGAAAAGUGUUGCUAGAGCAUGUUCACGAAGGUUAUGAAAAAGACUGGUGGGAUUACACAGAAAAGUUGUGAACUAGUCACAUAUAUCUGUGAUAUAAAAUUAAGUAUACAUACAAAAUACAACACAUUUACACAAACAUGCUUAAAAAAUUUUUAACUACCAUAGAUCAUAUUAUAUAUGUUUAUGUACU
Molecule: messenger RNA, 1964 nt
Organism: Myzus persicae (green peach aphid)
Lineage: Eukaryota; Metazoa; Arthropoda; Insecta; Hemiptera; Aphididae
Gene: ari-1
Product: potential E3 ubiquitin-protein ligase ariadne-1
Exons: 10
Coding region: 322-1845 (507 amino acids)
Biological process (GO): positive regulation of proteasomal ubiquitin-dependent protein catabolic process; ubiquitin-dependent protein catabolic process; protein polyubiquitination
Cellular component (GO): cytoplasm; nucleus; ubiquitin ligase complex
Molecular function (GO): ubiquitin protein ligase activity; zinc ion binding; ubiquitin conjugating enzyme binding
Source: RefSeq, a predicted model, not a curated record